Messenger RNA from Dracunculus medinensis (Guinea worm), 1140 nucleotides. The record is from the annotation of a GenBank genome assembly. NCBI's taxonomy places the organism in Eukaryota, Metazoa, Nematoda, Chromadorea, Rhabditida, Dracunculidae.
AUGAAGGAAAUACCAGUAUUAGAUACAAAUGAGACUAAUCCAGGACGCUUUUUGGUACAAUUAAUGCAAAUUAAUUCGACAACUGGAAAUGAAGAAACUUUAUCACUCGCUUUGACGAGAUAUUUCAAAGCAACCGGAUGGAAUGUUUUACGUCAAUCACUUAAAAGUGAUCCAUCAAGACAUAAUCUUCUUAUAAGUCGACUUCCUUAUGAACCACCAGGAAAUAAACUGAAUCUUUGGAAGGGAUUCAAUUUAAAUGAAAUUUUAUCAGGACCACGUUAUAUAAUGAACACACAUAUGGAUACAGUUCCGCCAUAUAUUCCGCCAAUAAUUGAAGGCGACAUUAUCAAAGGACGAGGUGCGAAUGAUGCAAAAGGACAGUUGGCUGCAAUGAUAUUUGCUGCACAACGAAUCGCCAAAGAAGAUGCAAAACUUGCUGAAAAUAUCGGUCUACUUUUGGUUGUUAGCGAAGAAGUUGAUCAUAUUGGAAUGGUGGAAGCCAAUGAUCUCGGUAUGAUACCAGAAUUUUUUAUGGUUGGUGAACCGACAGAACUGAAAUUUGGUCGAUUACAAAAAGGAGCAUUAAAGGUGACAUUGAAAGUUCAUGGCAAAGCGGCCCAUUCAGGAUAUCCGAACAUGGGCGAUAGCGCCAUUGAUAAACUACUUGAUAUUUUACAACAGUUACGUGAGCAUCAUUGGCCUUCAAGUGAAUCUCUCGGUGACACAACUGUAAAUAUUGGAUUAAUUUCUGGUGGUCAAGCUCUAAAUGCCUUAGCGGAAUCCGCUACAGCAUCAAUCUUUUUUCGAGUAACCACUUCUACAGACGAUAUUCUGAAUCAGUUGCAGAAAAUUGUGGCUGGUAGAGCAGAAAUAGAGCAGUCUUUUGGAAAAAAUGAGCCAAUAAGACUAUCUGAUCCUCCAGCGCCUUAUGAAUCUCAUAUUGUCGCUUUCAAUACAGAUUUGCCUUAUUUCAUUGCCCGUGAUAAACUUAAACGCGCAUACCUCUUCGGUGCUGGCUCUAUAACGAACGCUCAUUCACCUGAUGAACAUAUUCUCAUCGAGGACCUCAAUGCUGCCAUUGAUGUACAUGUUGAUAUCAUAAAAAACGCUUUAAAAGGAAAAAACUACAAUGUCGAAUGA